Lithohypha guttulata is the source of this 1074-nucleotide messenger RNA. RefSeq lists its product as uncharacterized. The transcript has 5 exons. The coding region runs from base 1 to 1074 and encodes 357 amino acids. Lineage: Eukaryota; Fungi; Ascomycota; Eurotiomycetes; Chaetothyriales; Trichomeriaceae. The record is from RefSeq and is a predicted model, not a curated record.
AUGUCGCCAACACCAUCAGUGUCUGGAGUUCAUCAGCCGUACAAGCUGAUAGUAGCGAUCGAUUAUGGCACAACUUAUACUGGUAUUAGUUACGUGACCUCCAACAAAACAAGCGACGACAUUGUGAUUGUAACAAGGUGGCCGAACCAUCGAGACCAAUCGUGGAAGGCCCCUUCGAUACUUGCUUAUGCAUCAGAGAAUCAGCAGAAAAUCUCGAGGAACCAUUGGGGAUACGAAUGUACUCGAGGUCUCAAGCAGUACGCAUGGACCAAGCUGUUGCUCGAUCAGCAUGUCCGACUGACCGAACAUGACGAUCCGUUGCUGCGUCAAAUGUACGGUGCUGAAGGAUUCCUUGGUCUGCCACCAAACAAGACGGCAGAAGAUGUUGUGGCCGAUUUCAUGACGGAGGUUUAUCGACACACAAUGCAAAUACUCGAGAGGGAUUUUGCUCAAAUUCUGCGAUAUCUGCCCAUCGAGGUCUGGGUGACAAUGCCAGCUAUCUGGUCCGACGCCGCUCAAAACGCUACCCGCGAAGCUGCCUUGCGCGCAGGGUUUGGGAGUAGACCUGGAGAUUCUGUCAAGAUGAUUACCGAGCCUGAGGCGGCUGCCCUUUGGGCACUGAAACCCUAUCUGGGUCCUACUGCAUUAGACCCAUUGAAGCCCGGAGAGUAUGUGUUAAUUUGUGACUGCGGAGGCGGUACUGUGGAUCUAAUCACUUAUGAGAUCCUAACCGUCACACCUCAUCUGACACAUCGUGAGAAAUGCGUGGGAACAGGUGCAAAGUGUGGCGCAACCGCGAUUGAUCGCGCAUUCGUGCAAUGGAUGGAAGCAAAGUUUGGCGAGGCAUACAUUGCCCUUGACGCAAAGAAACGCGGUCCCGGGAGUUUGUUCAUGCAAUCCUUCGAGUCGCACAAGCGAAACUUUGGUGACCGUAGCGACGAGAGAGAUGUGUUUGAAAUUGGUCCCAUACAACUUGACCUGGAUGUUGCGUCAAUCAAAUAUGAUGAAGAUGAGCAAGUUGUAAAAGUGGCAAGGUACACGAAACUCAGGCUUGACGAUCGCUCAACCGACUAA